Aspergillus chevalieri is the source of this 975-nucleotide messenger RNA. RefSeq names its product lysophosphatidic acid acyltransferase LOA1. Bases 1 to 975 code for a protein of 324 amino acids. The record is from RefSeq and is a predicted model, not a curated record. Lineage: Eukaryota; Fungi; Ascomycota; Eurotiomycetes; Eurotiales; Aspergillaceae. The transcript has 3 exons.
AUGGAGAAGUUCUCCCAAUUCCGGGAUCGAGGAUCCGGCAUCGCGCCGUUCCUCCCGAUUCCCGCUCAACCGUCGGGCUACCAGCUCCCUCUGCGCGUGUUCCUGUUCUUCUUCCGUCUCCCGCUCUUCGUCUUCGUAUGCUUUACCUACUUUGCCAUUCUACAAUGGUUUCCGAUCGGGUCGUUAGGGAAGAAGGCUUCGCUAUGGUGUAUCCUGGGGGUGCCCAGUAUAUGGUGGAUUGAUCUCCAGAUCGAUGGGGUGCGAAAAGGGUCGCUUUCAAGACAGCAGCAGGCUCGUCUCCCCGGUCCCGGUUCGAUUAUCGCUUCGUCCUUUACCUCUCCCAUCGAUGCCGUAUAUCUCGCCGCCAUCUUCGAUCCCAUCUUCACCGCGUCAUACCCCAACACCCGCCAGGUCGAACAUAUCUCCCUCCUCCAGGCGAUUCUACGCUCCUUCGCACAACCCCGUGUCAGUCCCUCGCCAGGGACCCGGAUGGUCGACUUCUCGACACUGCUGCAGAAAUACCCCAACCGACCGAUCGUGACGUUCCCCGAAUGCACCACUACAAACAGCCGCGGUAUCUUGCCUCUUAGCCAUUCGCUACUGGGUGCUCCAGCGCAGACGAAAAUAUUCCCCGUGAGCCUGCGAUAUACGCCUGUGGAUGUUGUUACGCCGCUGCCAGGGACAUAUCUGAGCUUCCUGUGGACGUUGUUGAGUCGCCCAACUCACUGUAUACGUGUUCGGAUUGCCGAGUCGGUGGUUAGUGGAGCAGGGGCGGACAUGAGUCAGGUUAGCAAGGGUAUGAAGCAGGAAACCGUCGAAAGUUUUGAGGCUGCGAUUGCGCCCGCUGAGAAGGCACUGCUGGAUAAUGUGGGUGAGUCGCUGGCUCGACUGGGUCGGGUUAAGCGUGUUGGGUUGGGGGUGAAGGAAAAGCAAGACUUUGUACGGAUGUGGACUAAAACGCGACGGACAUGGUAG